AUGGCGAAUGAAAUCAAACCUGACAGCGGUGAAGAUGGAGACACCAAGCUUCUUGUGACCUGCAGACAUGCAGAUGUCCUGGAUCUCCCAUCCCCACAGAUUCUCUGUGUCUACCUGCUGGAGAGUAGUACCACAGCCCUGUGCCAGUACAGCAAAGAUUUUUGCUGUCAUGACAGACUCUUUGUGGACAAGAAGGCAUCUAUUUCUAAGGCCAACAGUGGAAAUACAAGCUAUGUGUACAUGUUUGAAGCUGAUGGUGUGAGACAGAUUUUGGAAUCCUUGGUUUUGCCUCCGUACACAUGGAGGUGGCACUGUGGGAUUGUAACGGUGGUCACAUCCCCAUGUGGUGCUGAUGAAUUGCGGCUGUCAAAUGGAACUGGCCCCUGCUCAGGGAGAGUGGAAGUAAAACAUGAGGAGCAGUGGGGAACUGUGUGUGACGGUGACUGGACCAUAGAAGAUGCUGAGGUUGUUUGUAGGCAACUACGAUGCGGAUCUGCUGUUCACGCCCUUAAUCGAGCUCCUUUUGGAGAAGGAUCUGGACCAACAUGGUUGUAUCGAGUUGAUUGCCGUGGUGGUGAAUCCGUUCUCUGGAACUGCUCACAUACAGGAUGGGGUGCUUUUACUUGCCCUCAUUACUUUGAUACCGGAGUGAUCUGCUCAGGUUUCUCUGGGCUGCGUCUGACUGGAGGGGUCACUGCGUGCUCAGGACAACUGAAAGUAAAGCAGGAAGAAACCUGGGCUACGGUCUGUUUUUCACACAUUGAUUUCAAAACUGCCUCUGUUAUAUGUAAUGAGUUAGAGUGUGGCCAGGCUGUGGAUAUCUUGAGAGGAACUCAUUUUGGAGACCAACAUGAGCUGAUCUGGCAAGAAGAGUUUCACUGUGCAGGCUAUGGUGGGUACAGGCUGGCAAAUGGCAGUACCACAUGUUCAGGGAGAGUGGAGCUUCUCCAUGGAGGCACCUGGGGAACCCUGUGUGACUACCACUGGAAUUUACCAGCUGCCAAUUCCCUCUGCCAGCAGCUGGACUGUGGAGUUGCCCUACUGAUACCAGAUGGACAGUCCUUCGGGAAAGGAAAUGGAUCUGCCUGGAAUGGCACAUUCAGCUGCAAGAGUAAUGGCUCACACCUGAGAGACUGUCCUGUGGGUGUGCUAGGUCAUGAAGAAUGCCCUGCUGGAAAAGAUGCUCGUGUGGUAUGUUCAGGUGAGCAGCAGAAAGUUCUAAGAGAAGAACUGAAAAACUCCUACUUUGAGGAAAAACAAAGAUCUAAAAUUCAGAGGGUGCCUGUGGAGCCAAGCUCUGACUUUUGUCUGCUGCUACAGGCAGGAGUUGAGGCUGCACCUCACCUGCGCUGCAAGGCUGCUGUCUGUGAAACAGUCCUAGUGUCAGGGAACACAAGAACAGGGCUCUUCACAAGGGAGGAUGAAGUCGAGGCAGAGGGGUGCCCAGGGGGCAGGUUGGUGAAUGGCACCACAUGCUCUGGCAGAGUGGAGAUCCGCCAUGGAGACACAUGGGGAAGCCUCUGCCACUCCCACUGGAAUUUGCAAGCUGCCAGUGUUUUCUGUCAUCAGCUGAACUGCGGCUACGCAAAGUCAAUCCAGACAGGAGACCAUUUUGUGGAUGGUAAUGGGCCUGUAUGGAGAGAUGCUUUUCACUGUGAAGGGACAGAGUCCUGCCUGUGGGACUGUGCUCAAGUGACUUUGGGCAAUCCAACCUGUUCAGCCAGAGAAGCAGCCACUGUUAUUUGUUCAGGUCUUGUUGAAUCACUCAGACUCUUAGGUGGCGAGAGCCGCUGUGAUGGGCGAGUUGAGAUCUCACUCCAUGGCAUGUGGAGCAGAGUCCUGGAUGAUGACUGGGACAUUAAAGAUGCUCACGUUGUAUGCAGACAGCUCCAGUGUGGAAUUGCCAAGAAAGCCUAUUACCUUCCAAGGUCUGAGCGAGGUAUGGGUCUUAUUGGCUUAAGAAGUGUCCAGUGUGCUGGAAAUGAGACUCAGCUGAUGCUCUGUAAGACCUCCCAUUCUCAGACAGCGGAAACAAGAGUUGCUGAAGACGUUGGUGUGGUUUGCUCAGGUAGCAGACACAUCAGGCUGGUGAAUGGAACAAAGCGCUGUGCUGGGAGAGUAGAGCUUUAUCAUGAUGGCAUCUGGGGCACCAUCUGUGAUGAUAACUGGGAUCUAUCAGAUGCUAAUGUUGUUUGCAAACAGCUGGGAUGUGGACAUGCCAUCAAGGCACUUCUCUCCGCUCAUUAUGGUGAAGGCUCGGGACAGAUCUGGCUGGAUGAUGUGAACUGCACUGGGGCUGAAUCUGAUCUCUGGACAUGUCCCUCUAGGACAUGGGGCCAGCACAACUGCCAACACAAAGAGGAUGCUGGAGUCCUGUGCUCAGAGUUCCUGGCUCUGAGGCUGGUGAAUGGCAACGAGUGUGCUGGGCGGCUAGAAGUUUUCUACAAUGGGACAUGGGGAAGCGUUUGCUCCAAUCGUAUGUCUCAACUCACUGCAAUAACUGUCUGCAAACAUCUGAACUGUGGAGAUGGUGGGGAAAUUGCAAGCGACUUCAAAUACGGAAGAGGUUCCGGGCCCACGUGGCUGGACCACAUUGAGUGUACUGAGCAGCAUAGCUCUCUUUGGCAGUGUCAUUCAGAUCCCUGGAAUCCUCAGUCAUGUGAUAACCGAGCAGAAGAGACCCAUAUUUCUUGCACUGACAGGGAGAAGUUACGAGUCAUAGGAGGAGCGGACGGAUGUUCAGGCAGAGUGGAGAUUUGGCACCAAGGCUCCUGGGGAACAGUCUGUGAUGAUUCCUGGGACAUGGCAGAUGCUAAUGUUGUAUGCAGUCAGCUGGGUUGUGGACUUGCUGUGUCUGCUCUGAGUGAAGCUGCCUUUGGGGAAGGGACUGGUCCCAUCUGGUUGGAGAAGGUGCACUGUAAAGGAACUGAGAUGUCUCUUUGGGACUGUCCUGCCAAGCUCUUGUUCAGCAAAAACUGUGACCAUAAGGAAGAUGCUGCUGUACAUUGCUCUGGUCUGACAGAAACAACAACAUCACCCACUAGAGCAGAUCCUGCCUACCGCCCUGCAACAGACAGUAUGAGAAUGUCAGUGCCUGUCAUCCUCUGCAUUAUCCUGGGGGCCCUUCUCUGCCUGGUCCUUGCCAUUCUUGCUGGACAGAUCCGAAGUGCCAGGGCACAGCAGAGAGGCUCCAGACUAUCCUAUGACCCCUUCUCUGAGGCUGUCUAUGAAGAGAUUGACUAUAACCUGAUGAGAGAAAAGCAGGGCAUGACCGGCUUCUCAGAUUCUUACUCAGAGAGUUCAAAAACAAAGGCACAGUUUUAUAGUGGAGACAACGAUGAAGAAAACCAUCCUAGAACGACUCAAGCUAAUACCUGUACUGUUCCAGAGGUCUCUCCACUGCCUGGAAAUGUCGUGGAAGAUGGUUAUGAUGAUGUGACAGAACCUCCUGGACCUAAAGAUGCUUCUCUUUCUGGGCAGAAUGAACAGGAAAUCAUUGGUAUCCCUGAAGAAAACGACAGAAACAAGGAUUCUUGGAAAGAUCGGAGUCCUAAAGUGUCAAGAAAUGGGGCCACCGAGGCUGAGAGAGAAUCACCCCCUGCUCUUGAAGAUACAGCCUACGAUGACAUUGAAGAGCUGGGGCAUUGA
Eurypyga helias (sunbittern) is the source of this 3648-nucleotide messenger RNA. Its product is annotated as scavenger receptor cysteine-rich type 1 protein M130-like. The record is from RefSeq and is a predicted model, not a curated record. The transcript has 18 exons. Gene Ontology annotation, cellular component: membrane. NCBI's taxonomy places the organism in Eukaryota, Metazoa, Chordata, Aves, Eurypygiformes, Eurypygidae. The coding region runs from base 1 to 3648 and encodes 1215 amino acids.